Messenger RNA from Marmota monax (woodchuck), 1869 nucleotides. RefSeq names its product RAD51 paralog D (gene Rad51d). Gene Ontology annotation, cellular component: centrosome; Rad51B-Rad51C-Rad51D-XRCC2 complex; replication fork. The record is from RefSeq and is a predicted model, not a curated record. Gene Ontology annotation, molecular function: ATP hydrolysis activity; ATP binding; four-way junction DNA binding. Lineage: Eukaryota; Metazoa; Chordata; Mammalia; Rodentia; Sciuridae. Gene Ontology annotation, biological process: DNA strand invasion; reciprocal meiotic recombination; double-strand break repair via homologous recombination.
CUUGGACAAACUGCUUGAUGCUGGUCUGUAUACAGGAGAAGUGACUGAAAUUGUAGGAGGCCCAGGUAGUGGCAAAACCCAGGUAUGUCUUUGUGUGGCUGCAAAUGUGGCCCAUGGCCUGCAGCAGAACGUCCUAUACAUUGAUUCUAAUGGAGGGCUGACAGCUUCCCGCCUCCUCCAGCUACUUCAACCUAGGACCCAGGAUGAAGAGGAACAGGCAAGAGCUCUCCAGAGGAUCCAGGUGGUGCAUGCAUUUGACAUCUUUCAGAUGCUGGAUGUGCUGCAGGAUCUCCGAGGCACUGUGACCCAACAGGUGAGGUGUUCUUCGGGGACUGUGAAGGUGGUGAUUGUGGACUCGGUCACUGCAGUGGUCUCCCCACUUCUGGGAGGUCAGCAGAGAGAUGGCUUGGCCUUGAUGAUGCAGCUGGCCCGAGAGCUGAAGACCCUGGCCCGGGAGCUCAGCAUGGCAGUGGUGGUGACCAACCACAUGACCCGGGACAGGGACAGUGGUAAGUUCAAACCUGCUCUUGGACGUUCCUGGAGCUUUGUGCCCAGCACCCGAAUUCUUCUGGACAUCAUUGAGGGUACAGGAGCAUCAGGCAGCAGCCAGCGCACAGUGUGUCUGACCAAGUCUCCGCGUCAGCCAACAGGGUUCCAGGAAGUGGUGGACAUUGGGACCUGGGAGACUCCAGAGCAGAGCCCAGUGUUUCAGGGAGAGCAGACAUGACUGAUGCUGUUGAUUGGGACAGGAGGAGGCAUCACAGCCCCCUACCUUUCCUUCUUAGUAAUGUUGCUGUUUACUGCCAGCCUGCACCUGGGACUGCAGAAGUUCCCAGACUGGCCCAAAGAACCGGCUCAGUUUCCUAAACUUCAUUCUCUAUGGAGACUCUUAGAGCCACAGGCCAAGAGGAAGCUGCCGUGGAGGAUGCACAGGUCCAGGCUGGUGCCACAUUUCCUCCCUUUGCAUCCACUUUCUAUAUUUCCAAUGGAAGCUGAGUUCACCCUGGGCAUCACUGCAGAGGCCAUACUAGUAAAUGGAAGAAUACUCCUGUGUAUCGCCAUCAGAUCUUGUGCUCAGUCCUAGCACAAUGAUGGGGCCAGAGAGCCACUAGCUUGCCUCCCUCUCUUCCUCUUUUUUUUUGCCUCUGUUUUUCCAUCUGUAGGAUGGGUUUCCUUUCCCAUCAGCUGCCUCUGAGUUACUGGAUGGAAAUAACCUCAUAAAUGCAAAAACAAUUCUUCAUCUAGGUCCUGCUCUUAAAAAUAUAUGUAAAAGACAAUUCCCUGAGCUCCAGAAUCACCCCCCCCCCAAGGUUGUUUUUCAGUUUCUCCCAGUAAAGCCCCCAAAGAAUGAUUAUUCCUUUGCUCCUGCUGAUUUGGUUUCACACACCUGCAUGCAUCACCAUGACUAGAAUGUGAGCUUGCUGCUGUCCCAGGGAUAUAAUUUAACAAGAAGGAAGGCAAUGACCUGCUCCUGGUGAAUCCAGCCACUUGUUUAAUAUGCAUGGUGCCCUCUGGGGCCCUUCCACAGUAUAGAGUAACCAGAGGUGCUGAACCGUGGCCUUGCCCACAAACAGACAGGAGAAUUUGCACAAUAAAUACAGCCAGCUGGGAAAAUUGAUGCUAGUGUAAAUAAUACAUGGCAAACCUAGUCCUUUAUGCAGAAAUUCAUUGCUGGUGGCUCCAAGAUGCAAUAUAAUUACACCUCUUCCUGCCAGCUGUACCACAGCUUUGUGCCUUAGUGUAUGAAAUAAAGCCGCCCCCCCUCAUCUGAUACCACUACCGUGGCCAUUCGUCUGAGAGCUAUAACCCUGUCUGGGAGGGGAGGAUCAUGCCAGGGGAAGGAAAAUAAAAGAUGAAGUAGAGAAAUGA